This is a messenger RNA of Pseudomassariella vexata, 471 nucleotides long. RefSeq lists its product as uncharacterized. The transcript has a single exon. The coding region runs from base 1 to 471 and encodes 156 amino acids. The record is from RefSeq and is a predicted model, not a curated record. Lineage: Eukaryota; Fungi; Ascomycota; Sordariomycetes; Amphisphaeriales; Pseudomassariaceae.
AUGGCAGCCAAAUUUACCGCUGCCGACAAGACUCGGACGCCGGCGCUUACACAAUCUACUUCCAGACCUCGCUAUUUCUUCUUUUAUGGUUCGCUCAUGGACCCUGAGGUGUACCAGACCGUUACCAACAGCGCAGACCCGCCAGUAAUGCAAAAAGGUUGGAUCACUGGUUUCAGGAUGAAGAUGUGGGGGAUUUAUCCGGCUCUCGUGCCAGAGGCAGGGUCAAAGAUCACGGGGACAUUCUGCAUGGUGAACAGCCACGACCACUUCAUGGAUCUUCAGGAGUACGAGACAGGGAAUUACACGCCGUUCGAAUGCACGAUAUUCACGGAAGGCGCAGAUCAACUCGAUGACAGCCCAACCGAAGGUUGGGCUGGAAGUCCAGCCAGUAAGGAGUUGGAGGGUGGUGUCUUCGAUUUUGAGAGGUACCAAAAAUAUUUCAAGCCAUCUGUAGUCAGAGGAGGAUUUUAG